AUGCCUGAAGACCUGUCCAAUUCCUAUAAUAUACGACCUAAUUUCAAGCACAAGUAAGAAAUUUCAGUCUUCAUUUAGACUUUAUUCCGAGCGAUUUGACUAAAAUUUAUCUUCUCUUCGAAUGUGUAUAUAUUUAAAUUGGUGUCUCUUCGUCUUGGCCCGAAAUUUCUUUGUUUUAUGCUGUGAUCAGGUUCCGUCCUGCUUCUGUAAAAGCAAUCAUUCAUGAUGUUUUGAAUGAGGAACUUUCGGGCAAAAAAUACAGCUCAGAGGAGGCGACUGCAUGGUGUAAACACAUCUCUGAGACAGUGAAAGAAAAACUGAAAGGUAAGUUUUGGAGUUUUGAAAAUCUGCUCUUUCCAUAAUUCAUGAGUGAGCAAUAGAUCGUUACGCUUUGAAACCCGAAUCUAUCACUGACAGCAACUUUAUUUUCUACAAUGCAUGAAAAUACGAUAAAAUGCAUCUGACAUUUACAACAAUGUCUAACAGCUGACUUUUGAUCUGUUUUUUGUGCCUGUUCUCCAAGCUCCGACUACUCUGAUUUCCAGGGCUAGUAGAAAUAUGUUUCAGCAACUUUGUUUCAUUUAUUCACAAUAAUGACAUUGUUUACAGUACACCAUUACUUACAAUACUAGCAUUUGUGACAAUAUGAACAUAGUUUAGUAACAAAUUACCAACAGAAGUGACAGUAGUAACAUCACUUUCAACACAAAAUUUACAGUUCUAACAUUUUUACUAGCAGUAGCAACAAUGCUUUGCCUCUUACAAAGUUAAUGGUAAAGCUAACUAUACUAACAUCAAACGGUAUAAGUACAUUAAAAUAUGUGACGGUAGCCUGCAAAUAAGCAAUUAUUUGAUAAGGUUGAGCAUGAUAAAUUAGAUACUAGGUUUGAUAAUUCAUAAUAUCAUGCAAAAACUGAAUUCGAUAGUUGUUUUAUAACAGUUUUUUUUAAAAGCACUCAGCCAUUUUUAGUUUCUCUCUCUAAGUUUGCAAAAGUUGGAGGCCACUUCACAAACAAUGGUCUACAAAACUAGGCAGACUUUGAACUUGACAUGAUAAAUGCAAUAUGCCCUGAAGAUAACACAUUUAUCAUGUGAACUUCACACUUUGUAUUGUAUAUUGAUUUAAUGCUCUUGACUAAUAAGAUUUUGUAUCAUUCUUAUCAGUUUAUUGUUUUUGUGAAGUUGAAGUGAAACAAAUAUUUACAUUGUAGAUGUUGCAGUAUGUAUUUGGUUGAAAAUUGUCCUUUUCAAAUGUUGUUUUGUUUUAAAUUUUUUUCCUCUGGGGCCUAAAAUUCCUUUAUUACCAUGGACCAUAUGACAAUUUUAGAUUGCCACAUGGUGACUUUAAAACAACUUUAGCUUAGAGUUCUAUGCAUCAAUUGCAAAAACGCUGUGUUCUACCUUAUUUUAAGCACAACAUUUUAAAAAAAAGUCAAACUAGUGGAGUAAUCCCUUUACCUAUUCAAUUUUCAAGAUUUCCAAGGAAUUUUAGGUGAUUACAAUCAGCAGUAAAUUUUACUGGUUAACGCUUGAAAAGGAGUACACUGAGAACUUUUACAUCUAAGAAAGGUUUAAAAUAAACAAUGAGACCUUUCAGCUUUAUAGGUCUGGCUCUGGUUGUUUCGAAGAGUGUAUAACACCAUCCACUGGAUAAAUCUCUAUCUGUUGGAUAGCACAACAUGUUUUGUUAACACUCAUCUGCUGGGUAGCGACUUAUCCUGUGGAUAGCAUUAUCUGCCUUGUGAACAAUUGGGCCCAGGUCUACUUGAUGACCACCAUUUGUUUUACACAGUGGAUAAUGGGAACCAUCCAAGGUUUUCUGAAAAAAAUUGAUUAGCAUUGAUUUGCCAUAAAUAAUUAGAAAUAAAAGCAGAUCACUGAUUAUAUCUUAGUUUGAACAUUUUUCGUGAAGUUGUAGGGUCUUAAUGUUCAUGGAUCAUGCUUUUUAGGUGUUAAUGUCUUUGCAAUUGAAUGUAUACAAAAUUGUAAAAACUAGAGGAUAACCUUUAAUUUAUUACACCUUGUACUUUAAUUUUAUGGCCAACUUUCAAAUUUCUUCAUUUUCCAUUUUUUUCUCUUCAUUUUAUUGCAGAACUGGAUUUGGACAGAUACAAAUUUAUUGUCCAAGUUGUCAUUGGUGAACAAAGAGGAGAAGGAGUGAAGUAAGUCUUGAAAAAAUUUAAUUUUUGUUCGCAGUUUUAUGUAAAUUAUCCUGUCAGAUGCUAAUUUGUGAUUCAGGGAGAAACAUGUUGGAUAAUGAGUUCUUUUGGACAAACUUCAUAUUUAUCCUUACAACCUAUCAUAUAUUUUCACUUGUGUAUAAUUGGUUUAAAUACAUCAUGUGACUAAAUAUUAGCCCUAGCUAAUACUGGGGUAAUUAUCAACAAUUAUAAUCCAUGAAAUAUUUUUGCAUGUGCACAAUUGGUCUACAUGUGUCAUGUACCUGCUAAAGCUGGUGGAUAUCCUGUGAUGUUCUCCAAUUUUCAAACCUGAUGUCUAAUAUCAUGACAAAAGGUUUUGUUCAAAAAAAUAAACCUCGAGAUGAAAGAGCAUUUUCCUGCUGCUGCAGGAGAAGGGGUAUAUUUUGUUUGUUCUGUAAGUGGUAUCAAAGAACACUGGAAAGUGAACUUUCCAUACAGUAAAUGCUAAGCUGUUUGUAAACAUUUAAACUCAAUAGCCUCCAUCAAAACAUGCUCAUAUAUUUGUCCUUGGACAUUAUCUGUUAUUUGCAAGGAAAUAGAGAAUGCUUAAUGCAAUAUUACAUGAUGUACUAAGCUUCAGGCUGCAUCAUCUGGCUUUGCAAGAAGCAGUAUAGCUGGCAAUUAAGUUUGGAGACUCACAAGAUAUGUGUAUAUCGAGGCCUAAUACUUAAUAGACAUCUGAAGAGAAAAGAAAUAGGUUUUUUUUUUACAAGAGAAUGAAAGAGAAUUGAUUUCAACUUAGAACCAUUAAUUCUACAACUUUAUGUAAUAAAACCAUUGCAGCUUGUUAAUUGAUUGCCAAGAAGAUAUUGUCAAAAUGGCAACUUUUGCUGCAGUUUUAGCUGUUGAAAUGUUUUUGAAAUUAACCCUUUAACUCCCAAGAUCAGGUUGUUAAUUCUUCCCUCUACAUGUAAUUGCCACACAUUUCCUUAUAAAUCAGUCACAGGAAUUUGGUGUUAGAUCAACAUAGCAAUUUCUACUUGAUAAGUCUGAGUAUUCUCAUCACAUUUUCGCGGGAUGAUGUGUGAAUAUUGUUGAGAUAAACUAUGUGUUAAUCACUUUGAGAGUCAAAGGGUCAACCAAGUGCUGGCAACUUGAAGUGCUGUACUUGUACUCUGAUCAAAAUCUGAAAUAGACCACAAAUCUUGUUCAGUCUAUACUGUUAACUGUCUGCAUUGCAUAUGUUGGUUACUUUCAAAAUAAUUUGUUUUAGCUGUUAGCUAGAAUUCAAGGGUUUGGAAUCAAUUCAAGUUAUAAUUUUCUGAGCUUGUCAGACAAAACGUUCUGAGACAAACAACAAUAGAGUCCAGACAUGGACACAGCAUUGAACAUACAAAAGUGCACUUUACAUUUAAAUUUGACAAUGCAAACCAUUUGCUAUUAUAAAAAUAGUUAAAUGACAGCUAUUAUGAUCUUUCUUGUAUUAUUAAAACUGGAUCAUUGGAUUAUGCAAUUCAAGGGUUUUCAUUGGCUCAGCCAUCAUGGGUUAUGAGCCACUGUACCAUACUUUACAAAUAUGGUCAGUUUAUGCAGUACUUACAAAAUAAAGUUGGAAAGAUUUAUCCACAUUUUGGGGUGUUUUAAAUUAAAAAUUAUUCCAAUCAUGCUUGUUGGAUAUGUGUUGAUCAAAGCAGGAACUUGUUGGUUAUCUAUCAUCUCACAUCCAAAAUAUACACCAAUGGAACAAUUGUAUAAUAGCAUGUGUGAAAAUUAAAUCUUCAGGGUAGCAUGUAGAUGCUUGUGGGACUCAGAUACAGACAAUUACGCACAAGAUAUUUUCAUGAAUGUGAGUACAUUAUUAGAAUUGAGAUGAAAGAAGUGGGAAGACUGUCAUGAGAUAAAUGUACUUUUGGGUUGGUAGUAAAUUAACUGAAUUAGUUCCCCUUUGAACAAAAAUAGCUUUAAGUUUGGAUCAUGUGUUAGUUAAAUUCAUAUUAGUGAGCUGGGGAGCUACGAAUUACAGCUGAAUUUAACAGCUAGCACAAAGAUGGUCCUCAUUUCAUAAUCUUGGUCUUGCUAAAAGCAGUCACAUAACUUGGUUAAGUGUGAACAGUAAUCAGUGAUGAGGGGUUGAAAGUAUUUAAUGGAGACAGACAGAGGAGACAAUUGCACAAUCUUUCACCUGCCAUACUUUGCUUCUGCCCAUAUGGUAACUAUUAAAAGACAUUUAUUUUUGCAUCUUUGUUCAUUUUGUUCUAACCAGCCAGAGUUUGGCAGAUGAUCACUCCUUUCAUAGCUUUUAAUUUAUCAUCACUUCUUUCCCACUCUUUCCCAGUUGGUCAGACCUUAUAGGAAUCACAGGAGACUGAGUGAGAGUAACAUUCUUAACAAGUAGUGGGCAGACCAGUUUAUUAUUUAGAGACUGCAGCUAGUGAUGUAAACUUUGUGACACUCGUCUCCCUUUGGGAGUUUUGGUUAAAAAAAAUGAUUUAUUUAAGGGCUGGUGUCAAUCCCUGACUCCCUAGGGGAGUUUUCCUUUGUUUGUUGUUCGUGUUUGGCGUCACCAAGUGCAAAAGUGACAGUUUGUCAAGAAUGUUUCAUUUCUUCUUUUUUAUUUAUGUUGUUCGGUUAUUUUGAGGAGGAACAAACAGUUUAAAAGCCUCACCUGGCUAGCUGGGAGUGGAGUCUGCAUUUUUUGUUGUAAAAAGUUUGUCAAUUGAGCCUUUGAGUUGUGGCUUGGGGGUUUGCUUCAGGCAGAAUGAAGAAUUAAGAUAGAUGAACCAUACUGACAAACUUGGUAUAUCUAAGUACUUUUCCAUGGAAUACCGUGUGCUUUUUUUUUGGGACCUUUGCUGGCUACGUGUAUUUUGAAAGACCAGAGCCAACGUUAUCUUGGUAUGUCUGGCAAUUCAGCAUGAAACUUCCACAAGGGAAAAAAUAGAGGGGAUAUGGCGAAAAGCAAAUUAAAAACAGAUGAGAAGAACCUCACUCAAACUUAAACAAAAUACACAUACGUAACACAUUUAUCAAUGCUUUAUCACUCUAAGGCCCUUGAGCAUGUGCACGAUUGAGAAAUCCUGACGUGUUUGUUGUUUUUGCAUUGCACAUCAAGAAAUUACAUUCCCUUAAAUUCUUGUGAAUUCAACGAUACAGCUUUGAGAAAAUUUUGUAGGAAGUACAGUUUUUCAGUAAAAGUAAGAUAGAAAUUUUUAUGACAUAAAAGAAAGUGUUUAGAGCUCAUUGUGCACGGUUAAGGAAGGUAAAUGUGCAGCGAACAAAACUUGCCAACUUUGUAUGUGACAAAAGUCAGAUAUGUGAGAAUUCAAAUUUGUAUUCCAAUUACUUACAAACGUUUGUCUGGGAUGGGUGAUAGUUCAAGUUGUGAGUCAGUGGAGAAGUAAACAUUUCAGGCUAGCCUCCAUUUGUUGAAAUCUUGGAACUUUGAGAAGUUUUGCACAACAUUAUGAAUCUUAUGAAUUACCAAGUUCUGAGUAACUCGCUUUGGGUCCAAAAGUACAUCCUGCCGGACAACAGCAAAGGUUAGCACUAAUCCUUGUCAUCCAUGGAGAGGUCGCAAUGCAGCAGGAUUUGUCCGUCUGCUAUUUGAGUCAGUUAUAUGUGUGUGUAUUUCUCUGAGCUUAGUUUUGGCCUGGUCUUUUCCACACUGGUUGCAAAACUACCCAUUAAUCGAUGCAUUUGAGCCCAGCCUGAAAAUUUACAGGUUACAAUUGAACUGUCGAUUUAUAAACGAAUCUUGGGCGAGACAGUUUUUAAAUUUGGGCAAUUUUAACAAACACUGGCGGUAAUUAAUGAUAGAGUCACUUAAAUCCUCGGGCGGUAGUCGUCAGAUGUAGCUGAAAAGACAUGCCUACAGUAGUUUUGAACUGUGGGGCGUAAUUAAUUGGAGCAAACACUGGCGAGACGCCUUCUUCUACCUUCUUAAUAUAACAGGCAACAGCAGAUGCCUUUGUCUAAUACUCCAGUCUACAAAGCUCGUUUAUUGUUUGUUUGUUUUUUUUUUUGGCGUCUCAAGCCACGUUGUUCCUUGACGGUCUAAUAAGUGUUGUGUCUCCUUUUUAAUUCUUGGAACUCGUCUGCCGACUGCCCACUGCCUCCGCUUAUUUUUCUUUUCGUUCCUGUUGUGCAUCCUUGGCAGCGCAUCAGCUUUGGUCUUACCCUCUGCAUCAUGGGUCUUAGUUUCCAUGCGAUAGUUUUGUGGGCGACAUCUAGUGUUUCCUGAUUCAAUUCAAACAAUAGCUUGCCCACUGCCUUUUUUUCGUUUUCUCGUCUGAUCUUGAUCAGCUCAACAUUUCACCUCCUUUUCACGUCUUCCUUGCUCGCUGUCAGCGAUGGCUUUUCAAUCUUGUGGCUUUUUGCUAGACAUUCAUUGCAGGAAGUUUUCAUUUUUGUGCAUCUACGUAAGCCUGCGCAAGCUCCUGGACUGUUAGAGCACUACGGUAACUAAUGAUGGAACAGUAGAAAAAAGUUAAUCUAAAAUGUGUUGUUUACAUUGUCUGCUAAGCUGAGAUCUCCGCCAGUUUUCGUUAACUCACGGAAUGCGUUUCCCGCGCGACCGUUGCUUGAAGCAAGUCAGAGAAAGCGACAAAGACAGUUUUCGCAAUGUAAUGUGCUCGACCCAGUAGCAAGGAAUUCAGCUACCUUAAAAUGAAAUAAUCAGCGUUACAACCAAAGGUCCACUGACCGCAGUACACCAUAGUGUUACCUGUGUCUGUUUGUCAAAAUGUUUUUCUCGACCCUUCAGUGUAAAUGGAAAGAGACAAUUUUUGGAGCAAAUUCUGGACUAACAGUGACCGAAUAACUUAAAUCUCUUAACAGUACUCCUUAAAUUAAAUUCAUUGAAAUUAUGUUUUACAUGACCCGCGAUCGUAAACACACAAAAUUUUGGAGCAAAUUCUAAGGGGGCAAAGAAUUGUAUAACGCAAAAUCCCCCAAAUUUAUUUCUUGAAUGCUGAGUAUGAAACCAGUUUACUAAUAUGUUUUGCUCGACCCACGCAUACUGCUAAAUUCGGACAAUUUUAACAGACACUGGCGGUAUUUAAUGAUAGAGUCACUUAAAUCCUCGAGCGGUAGUCGUUAGAUGUAGCUGAAAAGGUAUGCCUAAAGUAGUUUUGAACGGUGGGGCGUAAUAAAUUGGAGCAAACAAAGGCGGUAAAUAAUGAUAGAGUCACUUAAACACUCGGGCGGUAGUCGUUAGAUGUUGCUGAAAAGACAUGCCCAAAGUAGUUAUGAAAUAUGAGGCGUACUAAAUAAUGUUCCAAACUCUUUAUCCCACGCAUGAAUACAAUACUGUCUUGUACAGUUGCGGGUUUUCCCUCAUUUUCCUACUUUUAUUUAGCUGUUUCUUAUUUUUAGACCCUAAGUUAAAGCGUCUUCGGUGUCUUAUGCCCAGGAGGUCUGGAUACACUCAAUGACAGUCUUGUAUGUUACGUGUAAACAAUUUUUUUUUCUUGUAUUUUGAAUCAGCCUUUCUAUUAUGAAAUAGCUCAAACAAUUUAAGCAUGAAACGAAACUCAUGGCCUUAAUUUGACUUUUACCUCGACUUCAAUUACGGCAUUGUUCUAAGACUGCUUGGAAAAUUAACAGACAUUUGGAUCUGAGACAGAAUUGAAUUUUCAAGGAGAGGGAUAUAUGUAGUCAUUUACUGUCUCGUGUAGAUAAGUUCCGAGAAACAGUCUGAGGAGUACUUGUUUUUACUGCAAGAUGAAGGUAUAAAGAAAAACCGUCUUUGCGUGCAUGAUAAAAUGUUCGUGCCGAGUAAUGUUAUUAUUCUUAAUAAAGAAAAAAGGAUUUGGUAGGAAAGCAUUUGAAGCCACAUAUCGCUGGCUGCCAACUAAUUUGAGGUUGUCUGCAUUCUUUCAAUUUUACACUCAUUAAAAGCUGCUUAAGAUGCUUAGGCUGUUUUUCAAGUCUAAACACUAACAGCGUGGAUUAAUAACUAGCGGAUUAAAGGCUUUGACAUAAAGAAAAAACAGGCAUACAUCCGCUCUCCAUUUUCCCAGAAUUUAUGGUCCCAUGCAUGAGCUGAGUAAAUAACGAUAGCUGUGCAUAGUGGAACCGCAGAGGAGCUUUAGAAAAAUCCCUUCAUGAUCAGAUAGGCAUGAUUAGAAGUGACGGAUAGAUGAUCUGGUGUAUGGUAAUCAAACCUAAUUUAUCAUCGUGGGGCUUAACUUUUCGGAAGUUGUUCAGCGUCACGAAUGAUAUAGUCUGUAUCAUUAGGUAUACAAGCGGAUUUUCAUGAAAAAAAAAGUGAUAUGGAUCACCUCAGGGUGAAACAUAUCUUGCCUUUGAACGCCCUGGAGUGAUUACGAAGCGUCUGCUGGUCGCGAUCUGCACAAGCUUAAUUUUAUAGAGUGUUGCUCGUCAAACAUUCUCCGCAUGCACUGUUCAUUUUAAAGAUACAAUGUCAGAAGUGUCAUUAUUCAUGUUGUACGUGAUAACGUUUUUCUUCGAAACAGCAGGGUAGAGGAUCAUUUCUGUUUAAAAUCGAAAAGAAAGCAUCCGGUUUGUUCGUUUGAUUACAAUGUUGAUUUGAGUAGGUCCUUGCUGGUAACCCGUUUCUAACCUCCUCCUCCUCCUCUUGCUUUAACAGCACACUGCUGUAUUGCAAAAGCGUAACUACAAACCUUUUUAUAUCUUUUCUUAUACAGUGAACACCAAUAGUUUGCUACUCACCUACUUUUAUUUCGCUUCUUGCAUUUCCCUGCUUUCUCUUGUAAGGAACUGACACAGUCAAUCGCAAGCUAUUACGAGACUGCAGUCAUUUAACAUAACAGUUUUACUCCGUACCAAUUUUUUCGCUGUUAUUUUCAUGGGCGUUCUGUUAAUUAACCCAGUCUUUGUCAAGUUCUUCCUUUCAACAGAUAAUACAUCGGUUGAGUUAUUUUACUGCCCCGCGGAAAAGGUCUCACUCGUCGACAGACUUUGCUCUCUGCCCUAAACAGCUUCGCUGUGUUCUGCAUAAAUUACUGCCGAAUCCGACCAAACUUAUUUCGCAUGCUUACAUUUGAUAACGUAAAUUGACUGCGUGGCAGUUCUUUUUGGCUCCAAAUUCAUUUAUUUGUACUGAAUCAAGUGUCUAACCUUUAAAGUUUAUUGACACACAAUUUCUCCUGCACUGAAAAGCGGGUCAAUCAACACAUCCCCUUCUUACAGUCUCAAUUUCCAUCUAAAAACAAUCCAAAUCAGUGAAGAGAAAAUAUUCUUGGAACUUUUUGUUCCCAAAGCACGCAUUUCCGGUGAAAUUCAGAAGAGUUCUUCUUUUUAUGGCCGGGUCAAUUUUCGAUUUAAAAAAUAGCGCCCGUGUGUUCGAAAUUUCAUAACUAACUUAUCCUAUUUCGACCUAUUAUUACCAUGGCUAACAUAUCUGGGAUAUAUACGCCCUAAGCAUAGCCGCAUACGCAUUGCUCUACAACAGGGGUAUCUUUCUACCGUUUUUGAUAGAGAUUUUAUAGUAAAAUGACCUAAUAGUAAUUUUCAAGGAAGAGAGAACCUCCUUUUCCUCUCGGACGUGACCUGUUAUUCAGUUCGCCAGGCGCACCUGUGCGAAUAAUUUGUUGACAGAACUCGAGGGCAUAGUUUAAUGGAAACCAGGUUUGUUAGUUUAACUUUUGGCGAGUUUUUACUGCGAGAGAAUAAUGGAAAAAUCGACCGAAGAGUGUAAUAUUAUCUCGCAAAAAAGUACCUUUAGCACUGUGAUUGAAAUAGGGCCGUGCCCCCUUCCCAAACAAAGACAACAUUUCUUAAAAACAACUUUACAAAGCAGAGGUUUAAUUUGGACGCAUGAGUGCGUCUUUUGCCUUUUUAGCAGGUGUUUGUCGACCCAGCUGGAUUGUUCUAAUUGUGUUGUAAAAAUACGCUUUGUUUUCAUUCUUCUCUCCUGCCAAGCGGUUUAGACGGCGAGUUCUUUUGUGUUUUCGCAGAGCUGUGGUUUAUUGCCUAUUGGCGAUCACAAAUUUGGGAUUUUACAGUGGGCUUUUACUGCCAUUCGGCCCCCUUGUAGCGACCGUUAAUUGGAGUGUUUGUCUGGGCGAAAUUAACUUAGUUUCUAUAGUAGACAGUUUCCUGUGGUGCUGCCUGCACGAAAACACUAAAUAUCGCGCAGUAUUACAAUUUUGUUUAUCAGCCAAAAUUGUUACGUGACAGUACAUUUAAUUGAGUAGUGAACACGUUUAGAGAUGGAUGUGGGAACGACGCCUUAAGAUACAGUUCGAGAUAGGCGUCGACGGACAAUAAAAUCCUAAUGUUCGUAGCCGCUAGGUAAUUAUUGAAAUACUAACGCCUUGCAUUGCCCCAAGUGACUUUUUCACUGAUAUGUCGCUUGACUUGAGAUACCUCUUGCGUAACGAGCCUUUGUCCACGGUGUUGUUUCCCUUUUCCGUUCUUUUAUUGGGCUCAGAAAUGAAUUGUACAUCCAUUCUUCUUUCCGCGUGAUGUCUGAGGCAUUCGUGUCGUUUUUCUCAAGCGGUCCUUGGAGAUUGGUCAAUUAACUGUCGGCGUGGAGGGUUUUGCGGUAUUGCUGAGGAAGAAAGUGAAUUUGCAAGUUUUCGAGACGGCGUAAUCCUGUUACGGCUGGGCGAUCAACAACUGCCCAGCCGGCCACUGUUAUAUAAACACUGCGCGCGUGAAACAAUGCAAGCCAAACCAAGACAGGUGUGUUUGCUAAUAAAACAGAAUAAGAUGAAUGACGCAGCCUCUGUAUCCAACAUGUCUAUUUUUCUCACGGGUUAUUCCCACGACCUUACUUUAGGGUGGAAUUUAAUCAUCCUCUGCGGUUGGGGGCGAGAAACCGUCCUUGCUCUCCAUGUUCAGCUCGAGCAGUGUCGACGAGAUUUGAGCCUAUUAACUCUUCAUGUGGGUGAAAUAAAGAGAUAAACGAGGUUUGAGGUAUAGGAGAUAAUUAGCCCCAUUUAGCAAAAUACUUCGGUAUUCUUUGAGCGUCCCAAUAUAUUCUCGACUUCUGACGUAAAAGGUAAACAGUGGGCUUGAUGCACAUCAUGGUAAAAUGCGCAGGGGCGCUUGGCACCAGAGCAUAUCCUUAAGAAAUAUCCGCGCAUGGGGUUCGCCUUGCUGCGUGUUUUGUAUAGGUUUAAUUUGACGUUUUGUAUAUUGGACUCAGGACAUGAAACGCAAACACGUGCGUUUUGCGAAGACGCUCCCGCCACGAGGCGAAGCGAGCGGUGUUUGCUUUGAUUUGCGAGCGCGUUUUUCCUUGUGAACAGAUUUGUGGAUCACGUUUCCGUAAUUGCGGUGGCUAGGCUGAUGGUAUAAUCCGUUGAUUACUUGUUUGCGGAUUUUCAACCUUUUUCUGAUGAAAAAUCAACCCGUAGAAAAAUUGCCUUUUCCAAAUAAUAUUAUACUUUUAUUUCCGAGGUUGUUUUUGUCGCAGUUUGUUAUUGUUAAUCGAUAGAAGUUUCCAAAAACUUCUUGUGAAACGGAACAUUGAAUAAGCGUACACCUGUUUUUGCAUAUGCACGAAGUUCAAGAUGACCAAGAUACUCUGCUGCUCUCGAUCGAAAGAAAAAAUUAUAUGAUUAGGAAAAACGUAAUUCUUAACUCCAUAUUCAGUACAAUUUGUUCAAUCUGAGUCGCGUCGCUGUUUUCUUCCCCCGCUAAGAGCGAAAUCGGUGAGUUUUUUCUUUUUCGUUUUAUCUUGAUUUCAAGCAGUAUUCUUAUCUCCACGAUUACUUGUGAGAACCUUGUUGCAACUAAUCCUGAAAUUAAGUUCAUUGUGUUGUUAAACCGCGAUAAUUUUUUCCCUACUCUGUUAUUAAGUAUCAUUGUGUUUCUUGCCCGAAGGCCAACAGCUGACAGCAACAAUUAAUUGAACUGCGUGUCUCAAUUCUAUUCGCAUUUUAAGUUUGUUUCCGUACUCUGUUUUUUCCCCUACCCUGUUUUUUACCUACUCUAAGUCUUUCCCUUCUCUGUUAUAAAGUAUCAUUGUGUUUCUUGCCCGAAGCCAACAGCUGACAGCAACAAUUAAUCCAACUGUAUGUCUCAAUUCUUUGCGCAUUUGAAGUUUGUUUAGAGCUCUUUCUUUGUAUUCAAGCACCCCCGCUGCUCUCUUCAGACAACUUUCUGCAUUAUUGAACACACCUCUCAAUAGUUUGUUUUCCUGUUUGCGUUGCUUGGGAGCCGGUACAACUCGGAAAUUAAACAUCUCUCUCUUCAACUUUGAGUGCGAUUGGAAUAUCGACUCGCUGAUCAAAGGUUGAACUUUCUUCGGUCAAUCAAAUUAUUUUUUGAAUCCUAUUUGAAGACCUCAGCUUAUGUUGGUCCGUCGCAAAUUGCUUAAUCAUUUCGCCGGUAUGAUCAUUAUCUUGAAUUAACAGCCAAGGUAACAUUUGACAAAAGAAAACGAACAUUUGCAAUUGCAUAUUGCCCAAAAUCGCGACGUACAACUUUUUAUAGAUGCACACACCUUAUGAUAACCGUACGUUAUUGUUUAUUGCUUAGGAAAGUUAGACCUUGCUUCCAUCGUGAAAAAACAAGUCGGGGUAAUUCAUUUCCAUUUGAAGAACGUUACACGUGAGUAUGAAGGGCAGGUUAACGUUUUGUUCACAUCGUUAUUUCUAUGUGAAAGUAUUUCACGAAAAAUAGAUCAGAAACAAAAGAAAAGAGGAGUGUUUUCCGGUACACUGCUGUGAGCGUCUCAAGAAGACCAAAAAAGGAAUUGGUUGGAAGGUGCUUUUGCAAAGAGAUUAAAUAACAGGACAUAAAAUUUGGAAAAAAAUAGUGCAUGUCAUACUGCAUUUGAACCUCCAUAUCACUGAAAAUACGUAUCGCUGUUGUCUCACUACGAUGAUUUUUAUUUCAUAAGAAAAUCUCAAACAUUGAAAAUUUAUCUAUAAAUUUCAGUCGAUUUGUUGCGUUCAUUCAUUUUGGUCUACAAGCAAUUCCUGAGAGACCACAGCCUCUCCAAGAAUGGUUACCACGGUGAUGCCAUGGGGAGUAUCUGCAUUCUGUAUUUCAUACCGUUCUCAAAUAAAAAAAAAAAAGCUUUAUAUCUUAAAGACCUGUUUUUUUUUUCUGAAUUUGUAUUGUUUAGGCGGGAAAUCAAUCUCGAAAGCGUGCUUACACGUGCCCGUGAGCACGUGUCUCGUGAAAAUAUGAUGGUUUGUUUGUGAAUCAAGGCCACUCGUUCCUUUAUUGAGGCUGGCGCCAUUUUUCCUACGCGAUCUCUUCUGGUAGAUAAUGAGUUUUGGUUCACAUUAACUAGACACAAGAUCUCGUGGUUGUUAGACAUAACAAGUGUUGUUUUCCGUCUCGAAGUUGGCUCGGGGGCUCGUAGAUGUCGAAAUGUCAACCUGGGAAUUAUGUUUUUGUUACAUGAUAUUGUCAGUGCUAGUACUAUAAUUUCAAAUUUUUAGUAAAAUACAUUAGGAAGUUUAAGCAUUAUUGAAGUCAGGAAGAAGUAAAAUUAUCGGUUUUCUCCUGAAAUGUUCAGCGUCAGACUAACUGUAGUUUCACCAUGGGGAAUCAUUCCACGUAUUGCACUCUUUUGUUCGUUCCGGAAAGGGCUUUAAAAAUAUAAUCAACCUCGACCUGAACGAUAGUGAUACGUUUGCUGUACGCCUGCGGUGGUUUAUUGAGCUGUAUGAGGGCGCUGUUGGUGCGCUAUCAGUCCUGGUGCAAUUUUUUUUAGCGCUGUUAAUCUUAGAAACACAUAGCAUGAGUAAUAUGAUAUCUCUUCCUGUUUUUAUAGCAACUUAUUUUUCGUCUUCAAAAGCAAAAAAACCCUCUUUUAUAUGGCAAUCUACAAAUUAUACAAAUUGAAAGAAUGUUGCAAAGGAAGAAAAAAGAUUAAACAGUUACUAAGUACUGUAUUCAUUGAGUUUCAAAGACCACAUGUUCCUUUACUCUGUUGUAUGCAAUUAUGUGUUGCAAGAAAGAAAUGGGCCAAGUACGCAGUGCCCUUACUAUAGCGGAGAGUCCAGAAGUAGUAUUCAACCCACACACGCCUAUUAUCGAAAACUGAUCUGUGUUUGGGUACUAGGCCUUGACCUAGCGACCCUACAUCAUCUCGAGAAGCUACUCUCACAUGAUGUACGCCUUCCCUUGAGUAACUCGAGCUGCGUGGACGGUACGUGCAGUUUGCGUGGAUGUCGUGCGUGUCACACGCCCUGGCUCACCUCAUGAUAAUGCUCGUUCAUGUUGCCGCAAAUAUAUUCAUUUGGCGGAGCGCGGUGAACGUGUAAUUUAGUUAUAUUGUUUAUAAAGGCUUGUACCGCCGUAGCCGAAGGCAAGGCAAGCCUGCUUAGGCCGAUGUUGGUCUGUUUUACGAAAAUACAUCGGCCAUGCAAGCUGAACUUUUAGUUAUGCUCGUGAUCUUUUCUUUUCCCUGUGGGCUCAAAAGGAAGACGUUGCAUUUGGUGUCAGGCCUGUGCAUUGCAGUUUCGUAACAUCUCCCUCAAGUAAGGAUUAGGGCGUGAUCUAUCUCCGUUGUUUUAGCGGUAGAGGAAAUAUCUGCCAGACGAGAUUGCUCUGCGAAGCGACCCUUGAACUAAGUGCUUCGUUCGGCUUUGAAUAAUGAAUUUUCUCUGAAUAGGCAUUUAGAAAGCCAAGCUUCCAGAUCGUUCGUCAAGAGGUUGAGCCUAGGUUGGUACAUCGGCUAAUUGUUCUGUAGUGGUGCAGUUUAUAGUAAAAUAUUUGAGUUGCGAUUCAGCAAAGGUACAGCAACAUUGUCGCAAGCCGCUUUCUUCAGGAUCAAAUUUAAAGUACUCAAGGCUGUGAACUCUGAGUUAUAAUACUUUGAGUCUAGUUGAGUGGUAAUCUCGAAUCAUUAUCGUAGCCUAGAUUUCUACCAUGGCUAAGAAGAUAAGUUUAUUCUAUACAGUGCGCGCUCCUUUUGGCGCGCGCGGUCGUGCUUUUCGUAAAAUUUCUCAGUGAUAUUCCUUUGAGGGAUAAAAUUGUAUUAUGCGGAAGCAGCCUAAUUAAAAAGGCGGUGAAGUCUGCUGUCGGCGGGCCCUUGUCAUACAAGAACCUCUCUUUGUAUUCUUCAAUUGUAAUAUAUUUUAUAUUUUUGGAUUGAUGACGGUUCACAAGUGGGUACAAGUAUACGUACCGCCUCAGACAGCUCGCCAAGCCCGUAAAUUGAUGGUUAGCAACGUGACGUCAGCAUAGAACGUCAGCCCGUACGUGCGAGUUUUUAUCCAGUGUUCUGAUUGGUUGCGGGAAUGGCUAACUCUUUACCGAAUUGGGCAACGUACAUGAGAGUAAGCAACUUGUGGCAAAAGGCGGAGGCGCUUUUUGAGAAUACAGCUUCAGAUAUGAACUAAAAAAUACGAUCGUUUUAUUUGGUCUUCUACAGAAAGAUGCUUUGCUUUUAAACAGAGCAGUUUGCUUCAAGUACAUAACUUGUACGAAAAAAUAAAAAGGAAGAAAAAGAACCAAGUCCUCUUGCGAUUUGUUUUCUUCUGAAUGAUGCGUCUCAUAUUUCGUAAUCACGCUCUUGUUUGCUUGUUUAUGAGUUCCUCUUCGUGUCAGCGCUAUUGUUCCUCAUCAGGAACCCAUUAUUCUGGCAAAGUGCCACCACCUAGAUUGACUUACAAGCAAAACAGAGCACCCUUAAGUUACAACCCAACCAACUAUUGCUCAGAUGCGUUGUUAAUCAAGCAGGUGGCUGUUAGUUAAUUGCGGUCAUUUUCUAACUGAAACCCUCACUUUACUUGUUUUGUUCUCUCUUUUCAUAGGAUACGUUAUUUUGCGUCGUGGCAGCCUACGGUGUCUUCUACUACUGAGCGCAGUUGGUGACCUGCCUUGCUCCUUGUGGAUCUAUUUAAACCUUAUUUACACAAAAGCCUCACCAUUGUAAAUGUAAAUGUUAAUCUUGUGUACAAAUGACAUUUCAUUCACCCUGUUGAGCGGUUUUCUUGUGUUGCCAUAAAUUAAACAGCGGGGUGAUUUUAGUCAUGAGACUAGUGACUGCUCAUGUGUCAAUUAAUGCUUUUGUAAAGG
This is a messenger RNA of Pocillopora meandrina, 16115 nucleotides long. The record is from the annotation of a GenBank genome assembly. NCBI's taxonomy places the organism in Eukaryota, Metazoa, Cnidaria, Anthozoa, Scleractinia, Pocilloporidae.